AUGUUGAAGGCCGCCGCAGAACGAGGCGUGAAGGUAUACAUCCUGGUAUAUAAGGAGGUUGCUGCUGCCCUCAGCUGCGACAGCGCACAUACGAGGACUGCUCUUGAGGCACUUCAUGAGAACAUUCGUGUCUUCAGACAUCCGGAUCACUAUCCCACAGGUUACGACUUCCAAAGCGAAUUGGGCAAAACAGUCAAAGCCCUGACUAGUUUUGACUUAUUCAAGGCAUCAGGAGAUGCGCUGAAGGCUGUUUACGGUACUGCUGGCGACGUUGUGUUGUAUUGGGCGCAUCACGAAAAGCUUCUGGUCAUCGACAACGGAAAGAUAUGUUUCAUGGGAGGACUGGACAUGUGCUUUGGUAGAUGGGAUACAAACAGUCACCCCAUUGCGGACGCCCACCCGGGUAACCUGGAUGAAAUUAUCUUCCCAGGACAAGACUACAAUAAUGCUCGAGUGUAUGAUUUCGCCAAUGUCAAGGACUGGGACCAGAACCAGCUUGAUCGUACCAAAAGCUCGCGCAUGGGCUGGUCGGAUGUCACUGUGAGCAUGACUGGUCCCAUCACUCGUGACAUGGUUGACCACUUUGUUGAUAGAUGGAAUUUCAUCUUCAAAGAAAAGUAUAAUAAGAAGAACCCUGGAAAGUACCAUGCACUUGAACUUCCUCCACGAGGUCCUUCUGGUGGUGGAGAUAGACGAUCUAGAGGUGAAGAUGACCACUUGGGUGGUUUGACUGAGCAAUUUAGUCGCGGUAUGAAUAGAUUGAGAUCAUUUGGAGAGCAUGAUGCUCCACGACACAGUGACCGUGAACAUGGCUCUCGAGGUGGCAAUAUGCCUCACAUUCAGAUGAUUCGAAGCUGUGCUGAGUGGUCAUCUGGCCAUCCGCUUGAGCGUUCGAUUCAGACUGCCUACAUUCAGUCUAUCAACGAAGCUAAGCACUUUAUUUACAUCGAGAAUCAGUUCUUCAUCACUGCUACCGACGACAAACAAAGAGUUGUUAAGAACAAGAUCGGCGCUGCGUUGGUUGAUCGAAUCAUCCGUGCCGAUCAUGAAGGUCAGCCAUUCCACGUCUGGGUUCUUAUGCCUGCAGUCCCAGCAUUCGCCGGCGAUCUUCACGACGACGGCGCUCUGGGAACCCGAGCUAUUAUGGAGUUCCAAUAUGACUCUAUCAGCCGCGGUGGCUAUAGUAUCAUUGAGAAGCUUCUUAAGGCGGGCAUCCGUGAUCCUAGCAGAUACAUCGGCUUCUACAACCUUCGCAACUUUGACCGUAUCAACACUUCUAGGACUAUGGCUGAAACAGAGGCCCGCACCGGCGUCUCUUACGAAGAUGCUCGUAAGCAGAAAGAUCGUGAACUGGGUGGUUACCCAGAGCAUAGCUCCGAAAGGGAGGCACAUGAGGAAUACCAAGGGAGCCGCGGCGAUUUCUCCAGCCCUCGACAAGGUGGUGGAUAUCAAAGCCGAGAGUACGGAGGCCGAUCCGAGCGAGAUGAGUAUCACCGGGAAUCUCGACGGGGUUACGGCGACAGUAGUAGAGGGCAGGAUGAUGAUUACCGCGAACGACACUCUGACUCCAGGCACGGCAGACGUGGUAGCGACAGCGAUGACGAUCGUCGAAGAGAUCGCAGCCGCGGAGGCCACUCUGACUACCGUAAAAGCAACAGGCGAGGCAGCGAUAGUGAUGAUGACAGACGUCGUGACAACUACGGCCAAACUCAGCGGGAUCCUUACGGGCACCCCCGAGCUGACCCACGCUUCGCAAGACAGGGAGGUUAUUCUCAGCAUGACUCCGAGUCUAGGUACAACAGACACGACGAUGACAGUGAUGAUGAGAGGAGAGGUGGCAACUAUGGAAGAGAGUAUCAGCCUAACCCGUAUGAUCACCCUGGAGCCGAUCCUCGAUUCGCAAGACCACAAGGAAGCUAUUCGCAACAGGGCUACGGCGGACGAGAUGAGUAUCAAGGUGGUUACUCAGAGCAAAGCCAUGGAGGUCGUUCUGACUACGACCGACCACCUCGCCAGGAAUACUCCAGCUCUUCUCGCUACGACGACCGACCCGAGCACUCGAGAUACGAUGGCCGACCUCAAAGUCAGGAAUACCAAGGGGGUCACUCCGGCUCGUCGAGCCACGACAACAGACCCCAGCAGCAGUCUUACCAGCAGUACCAGCAAGGAGCGAGCCAAGUGGCGGACCGCACUCUCGAUACCAUCAGUGCUUGCUACAUGGACCAAGGCCCUCGAGUUACUGAUCUUCGCUGGGAAGGCAACCCUGAGGAUGAGAUCAACGCCUUUGUUUCCGAGGAGUUGUAUAUACAUAGCAAACUGCUUAUUGUCGACGACCGUCUCGUGAUCGUUGGUUCAGCCAACUUGAACGAUCGUUCUCAGCUCGGAGAUCACGACUCCGAAAUCGCCGUCGUCAUCGAGGAUCCCACUCCCUGCGAGUCUUACAUGAAUGGACGCCCAUACACGGCCUCUCGCUUCGCCGCCUCUCUGCGUCGAUACCUCUUCCGCAAGCAUCUCGGCCUCAUCCCCAACCAGCGUUGGGACCAGCCCGACAGGAACUGGACGCCUGUUGAUCGUGACCCCAACGACUACGACUGGGGUUCCCCAGCCGAUCUCCUCGUUCGCGAUCCUCUGCACCCAGACUUCCACCGUCUCUGGACCAAUACCGCUCGCGUCAACACCGAGACAUUCGACCGUGCAUUCCACCCCGUUCCUACCAACAAGGUCAGGACGUGGAAGGACUACGAGUCCUUUUUCACCCAGUACUUCAUCAUCCCGGGCAAGAAGGACCAGGAUGUCAAGGAGGAGUUGAAGAAGGGCAAGGUUGAGUAUGGCCAUAUCGUGCAGUCCGAGUUCCCUGGUGGUGUGCAAGAAGUGAAGCAGUGGCUUUCGCGUAUUCGUGGCACGCUUGUUGACAUGCCUCUUGAUUUCUUGGUCGAUGCUGGAGAUAUCGCAAAGGAAGGUUUGGCGCUCAACAGUCUCACUGAUGUGCUCUACACUUAA
Molecule: messenger RNA, 3000 nt
Organism: Fusarium graminearum PH-1
Lineage: Eukaryota; Fungi; Ascomycota; Sordariomycetes; Hypocreales; Nectriaceae
Exons: 8
Coding region: 1-3000 (999 amino acids)
Biological process (GO): cell motility
Molecular function (GO): catalytic activity
Source: RefSeq, a predicted model, not a curated record